UCACCCACACAAAAUCACUUUCGUAAUAACACAGUGGAAAGGUACUGUACAGUCACUGGCCGGUCUCGUGUUAUCUAACACAAGCUACAGUCCAUGGUUUAUCUGUCGUCACUCACGCCUGGCCAUCGGUCAAUGAGAUGCCAAAGUCAAGAGCAUCACACCACCAUGUAUAACAAGAUAUAAACGGUUGACAGGACAGAAUGAGUUCAACCACGACGGCUCGCCUCUAGAUACAGUUAGGUUGGCAUCUGUAAAACCCUUGACGAUUGGAUUCCCAACAAUGCAGUUCAUGCUGGAGACAAUGUAUGUCGCUACCGUCGGCGUGAUCGCCCUUUUCGUCUUCGUGGUAUGGUACUACCGCCGCAACAAGCACACACUUCCAGACCUGUAUUAUCUUGACUCGGACCUCCAUCGACACAUCAUCGGAACCAAGCCUGGUUUUACCUCCCCUUACAGGCCGCCAUUUUGGCUGCAGAACAACCAUCUACAUACUUUCGUUGCAGCCUUGAUUCCAAAAGUAAAACUUUGUUUCAAGCGGGAGUACAUCAAUCUGGACGAUGGCGGCGCUGUUGCCUUGGACUGGGUACAAGACAAACUUGACUCUCUUACCGAUACAAGUCCGAUUUUCUUAGUGUUGCCGAGUCUAUCGGCGUCCGCGGAUGAUAUGGCCGAACUCUGCGACACUGCGUCGAAGCGAGGUUACCGAGUUGUAGUGUUUAACAAACGUGGACACGGGGAUUCCGUAUUGGCGACGCCAAAACUGCAAGGGUUUGGUGAUGCGAAGGAUAUGAGACGCUGUGUGGAGUAUUUGCACGACGAACACCCCGCAGCAAAAAUUGUCGCUGUUGGCUCCAGUGCAGGGUCGGGACUUUUGAUGUCUUAUCUCAGUGAAUACGGAGCUGACUGUAUCCUAGCAACAGCGGUAUGUCUAUGCCCAGGGUAUGACUCAUUAGACGUGUUUACUAAGCCUAUGAAUAAUGUCUAUGAAUAUAUUCUACUUUCGUCCUUGAAGAAAAUUCUGAAGAAACAUACCAAGAUGCUGUGUCAGUUAAUUGACUUGAGAGCGGCGUUCAGAGCGACAAAUUUUAAGGAAUUUGACAAACAGGUCUACUGUAAAUUCUACGGUUACAAAGACAGUCUUGAGUAUUGGCAGCGUCAGAACCCGAUGAGAAAUAUCGAUAAUGUAUCGCCUCCCAUCAUGUGUGUUACCAGCUUGGAUGAUCCCAUAUUCAUGGCCAGAUAUGUACCAUUCAACAUUUUUCGAGAGAAUUCGAAUUGGUUGCUAGUGACUACAAACAAGGGAGGUCACUGUGGUUUCAUUGAAGAAUCGACACUGAAAUCUUGGUCUGAUAGACUAGCACUUGACUAUAUCGACGCUGUGUUAGAAUUCCAAGCUCAUAAAUAGAUUCACGUCAAAUGGAUUUCAGCUAUGUGGCUUAUGGACACCACAAGUUUCUUUUAACCUCCGACAAAAGGCCACCCGCUAUUUAAAGGGGCAUAUUAUGUGUGUCUGGUAACUGUAAUAUGGGUACUAUAAUGUGUAACCAUAAAGUCUUAGAUUGAGAAACAACUUACAAACUUAGUUUCCAGCGAUGAUGGCGCGCAUUCAACUUGCAUUCAACGUGUAAUCCCCUUCCCACUUGUUAUGGUAAAUUGCGUGAGUGAGUGAGUGUAGUUUUACACCAGUUUUACCAAUAUUCCGCAAUAUCAAGGCGGGGGACACCAGAAAUGGGAUUCACACAUUGUACCCAUGUGGGGAAUCGAACCCAGGUCAUCGUCGUGACGAGCGAACACUUUAACCACUAGGCUACCCCACUGGUACUGUACUGGUACAAACUAUGUGUCAUAGGCAAAUCUCUUGCAUAUACUGAACAAACCAGUUGUGGCAAGUCAUGGGUAUUACUUAUCGUGGACACACGCAGUGUCAGUUUAACCCGGGAUCGAGUGGUCAGGCUCGCUGACUUGCAAAUGGUUGACACAUGUCAUCUUAUCCCAAAUUGCGUAGAUCGAUGUUUAUGAUGUUGAUCACUAGAUAUUUCUAGUCCAGACUCGAUUAUUUACAGACCGCCGCCAUAUGGCUGGAAUAUUGCUGUUUGCGGCGUAAAACAACAAAACAACCAAAUCAGUGUAACCUCUAUAUGUAACAAUAAAGGACUUCUUGAGAAGC
Messenger RNA from Haliotis rubra (blacklip abalone), 2167 nucleotides. Its product is annotated as protein ABHD15-like. NCBI's taxonomy places the organism in Eukaryota, Metazoa, Mollusca, Gastropoda, Lepetellida, Haliotidae. The record is from RefSeq and is a predicted model, not a curated record. The transcript is spliced from 2 exons. Gene Ontology annotation, molecular function: short-chain carboxylesterase activity; monoacylglycerol lipase activity. Bases 281 to 1405 code for a protein of 374 amino acids.